GAAGCUAUCAAUGAGAAUGGGCGGUUCGUAGAAUCGCUUGUUCCUCCUCCAUAACGAACCGAAUGAAUGGCGACUCACGCAUCUGAUCACGGUCUUCCCUUUGCCUUCUACAGGGGUUUAUGAUUGACGCCUAUGAGGAAGACACUCCCACAGCUUGGCUAUUAUUAAGUUCCAGGUUCUGUGUGAGACGGCCAACCUCAGACCAGCGUUCGCCAGCCAGACCAACCACUGACACGGUAAGACCUGCUUCAAGCGUAUCAAUUAGCUCUCUCUCUCUCUCCCUCUGCCUCUCUCCUCUCUCUCUAUUCCCUGUCUUGUCUAUAUUCCCCUCCCUCGCUCUCUUUUCCCUUUUUCCCUCUCCCAUGCCUAUUAGUUAUUUAACGAUCAGUAUUCUCCCUGUCCUGUAAAUGCACGAGUCGGGGUCCCAACAGGAUGUUAUCCUUGCAUCAGUGAGGUGAUGUAAACGGCAUACUGUAAAUACUAUAGGCAAGCCCCACUAUAAUGCCUGUCUCCUCGCUGAGGGAGCGCGAGACUGUGAAGACCUCGGACACCGCGAUCUCUGUCAGUUGCACCUUGAGCAUUUUAUCCUUCCACUUCGGUGUCUGGGAGGAGACCUAUAGGUGAGUGUCCACUAACACCGUCCUCAUCCACCCGGGCUGCGCCACCCACGGGCCAACCCCACCUCCAUUCCCAGCCCCUCACCCCGCGGCAUCAUGGGGGACGUAGUCCAGAUGCACUUCUCCACGCCGGACUAUGUGAUCUUUGCCCUGCUGCUGGUGGCGUCCACGUGCAUCGGCCUGUUCUACGCCCUGUCCGGCGGGCGCCAGCGCACCACGCAGGAGUUCCUAUUGGCCGACCGUUCUAUGAGCUGCCUGCCCGUGUCGCUCUCGCUGCUCGCCACCUUCCAGUCGGCCGUGGCCAUCCUGGGGGUGCCCUCGGAGAUCUACACCUACGGAACGCAGUACUGGUUCCUGGGAGUCUCCUACUUCCUGGGUCUGCUUGUCCCCGCCCACGUCUUCAUACCUGUCUUCUACAGGCUCCGCCUCACCAGUGCUUAUGAGUAUUUGGAGCUGCGCUUCAAUAAGACGGUUCGCAUCAUGGGCACCGUGACCUUUAUCUUUCAGAUGGUGAUCUAUAUGGGAGUGGUCCUCUAUGCACCAGCACUCGCACUCAAUGCAGUGACUGGAUUUGACCUCUGGGGGGCAGUGCUGGCCAUGGGACUGGUGUGCACCCUGUACACAACAUUAGGAGGGCUGAAGGCAGUCAUCUGGACAGACGUGUUCCAGACCAUUGUGAUGUUUGCUGGCCAACUGGCGGUCAUCAUAGUGGGGGCCCACCAGGCAGGAGGCAUGGGAGAGGUGUGGAGGAAAGCCAUCAACGGCAGCCGCAUCGCAAGUCUAGACCUGAACCCUGACCCGACGGAGAGGCACACGUUCUGGACGCUGGGCGUGGGCGGGGUGUUCCUCAUGCUGGCGCUGUACGGGGUCAACCAGGCCCAGGUCCAGAGGUACCUCAGUUCCCGCACUGAGAGGGAGGCGGUCAUGUCGUGCUACGUGGUGUUUCCCUGCCAGCAGGUGGUGUUGUGUCUGGGCUGUCUGAUGGGCCUGGUGAUGUUUGCUCGCUACGGUGAGGAUAGCCCACUGGAUAAGGGUUACGUCAAAACCAACGACCAGAUGGUGCUGUACUUUGUGAUGGAUGUGUUCAGGGACCUGCCUGGCCUACCAGGGCUGUUUGUCGCCUGCCUGUUCAGCGGCGCUCUCAGUACCAUCUCAUCAGCGUUUAACUCCCUAGCGACGGUAACCAUGGAGGACCUAAUCAAGCCUUACUGCCCGACCAUGACGGAGGCCAAAGCCACACUGCUCUCCAAAGGCCUGGCGUUUGCCUACGGGCUGGUGUGUCUGGCCAUGGCCUACACCGCGUCUCACAUGGGCUCAGUGCUGCAGGCAGCAUUGAGUAUCUUUGGGAUGGUGGGUGGUCCUCUCCUCGGUCUCUUCUGUCUGGGAAUGUUCUUCCCCUGGGCUAACUCCACUGGUGCGAUAGUAGGGUUGGUGGCAGGCCUGGUUAUGGCCUUCUGGAUUGGCAUUGGGCAUUUCGUGUCCCGUAUGGGGGUGCCCACUACUCUGCCCCCCAUCAUCAACGGCACCGCUAUGCCCCUCCCCGGCAACAUGACCACUGCUGUCAUGACCACCCUGAUUACCUUGAUCACCGCCAAACCAAAGCCUACGGGUGUGCAGGCCCUGUACAAUCUAUCCUAUUUGUGGUACAGUGCCCACAACUCUACCACUGUGGUGAUAGUGGGACUGAUAGUCAGCCUGCUGACUGGUCCUAUGAAGGAGCAGGACCUGACCCCAGGGACGGUGUACCCUGUCCUGGGCAACCUGCUCUUCUUCCUGCCUGAAUGCUACAGGGAGACACUCUGCUGUGUCACCCCACUGCCACAGAAGCCCAAGGCUAUCGACACGCAUCCUUACCUGAUGGCUCGGAAGGAGAGCAAUGGAGUGUCCCAUCCCAAAGAGGAGAUGAAGACUGAGGAGACGGAGCGAGAGAAGGAUGAGGACGAGGAGACCGCAACUCCUCAGCCUUCCUGCCGACUGGCUCACACGUUGCAGGAGACGGCCUUGUAGACACACACCCCCCCCCCCCCCAACACACACACACACACAGCCCCCAGCCAAGUCCCAGCACUUUCACAAGCCCCCCUACUGCUCAGCUUUCUCUGCCCCAGGGGAGAAGAUCCACAUAGGACCGGAGGGCAAUGGAGACUCAGGGUUCCUGGACAUGACUUCCAUCAAGCGCCACAGGGUCAAUGUGGAGGAACAGGGAGUUUCACCUCUGACCCUUACUUCCUGGAGAAACUGAUACACCACAAAUCGCUGGUGGUUAAGAGAGUCAGGGCCCGAGUCCUUUGCUAGAUUGAAGAAUGGUGUAAUAAAACGCGUUUAGUGGAUGGGGGUCCAGGGGUAUCUUGAAUUCAUUGGUACCUCAUUAACGAUGGCACUGGUCAGUUUUCCUGAACUGAAGUAACUGGAAAUCACUAGUUAUGAAACUGGAGUUUUGAGAAGAGCCAAAAUGUCUGAAUCAAGGUGGAUUCCUGGAUGGAGAAAUACUAACGCAACACAAGUGGCAAUCACGCUCCGAGCUGAGGAGAAGUCUCGUCAUUGUUGGACUGAACUAAAGCCUGGACUGUGAUUGUGUCACUCUGUGAUUUUGUCCAAUUAUGAUUGAAGGAUUGUGGCCGCACAUGCACACAAUGAGUUGUUCCAAUGACUGUGAAAAUGGACCCAAGUCUUUUCUGUUUCUAGAAGAGAAUCAGGUAGCGACCAGGCAGUGAAGAGCGAGGUACUUCAGAUGUAACUGUCACUGCAUGUUAUUUUUAUAGAGAAGAUUAAGCAGGUACGUCAGAUGGACUAAGAAUAUGACAAAAUAUUUUAUGUCCCAGUAGACAACUUAAGGCAUAGUGACCGUGUUCUAGGUCCUUUUCACAUAUGAAAUUCGGUAUCCUUGAUCGGUUUCCUGAAUUGUGACAAUCUACAAAAAUACGUUUUGCUUUCUCAAGAUCUGAAAAUAACUGUUUCAGAAUGUGAUUUGCGAGACACAUUCCACAUGCCGUUGGGAAGCUAGCUUGUUAACAACGGGCAAAAAGUUUCACACGACUCACGCUGCUGCGUCACAAUACCUUGUACUCUGGUCCUGGAACUUGGACCCGCCAUUCAACCAGGUCCAGGAUCAGUUUGAGCCAGGGCUCAUUUGCGUUUCACAUGUUUUAUAGCUCGGAUCAGGUACCAAAUGCUCUAAGAUACGGAUCACACAGAAAUAUGUGAAAGUGCCCUUAAUCGAUAGCUUUGGUUUCUUAAGCUCCGUACGUCUGUUUGCUUUACAUGGCCUUUGUUUAACGUUUGCCUUUCAAGCUGCUAUAAUAAAUGAAUACGUACUUAGAUAAGAGCGAGAUAAGUGCAGCAUACAGAUCUAUAGAGCACAAGGGAUCACCCUCAUUUGCCAUUUACUGGGAUCAUGUUUUUAGAGAGAGAAAGGCCAUUGAGUCUCUACUUACUUCAUUGAGACAACCAGACAAACUGUUGGUUUGCUCGUGACAUUAUUGAAUGUAGAAUACCAUGUCCUCUCAAUGCAUCCACACUGUAGAUCCCAUAGUUGAAUGUAGAAUACCAUGUCCUCUCAAUGCAUCCACACUGUAGAUCCCAUAGUUGUCAUGAAGUGCCUCAUCAGUAGUCUGUGUUAAUUGUAGUUCUGUUAAUUUGACAACUGAUCAGUGUGUAAUCAGGAUGGUGAUCAAGUAGACUUCUGCUGUAUCGCACAGCUAUAAUGAUUCUCCAUGUGUGUCUUGGAUGUUUGCUAACUUGACGUACAUUACUUUUGGCUCGUCCCCCCCCCCCCCCCCCACUGCUUUAACAGAGGAUAUUUAUGUCCUGUGACUGACAACGUUGGUGUUUUGUUGAUUUAAGUUGAUGUAUAGAGAGAAUCUAUUUAAUUGUCUGAUCAAAUGGGACAGCAUUGAUUCCUGUAUUAUACUUUAAGUUACUUGAAAUGUGUAUCUGUAAUGCUACCCUUUAAAUGAAGUGAAGCCCACCUCAUUCCAGGACAUGUUUCAGGUGAACUUAGUCCGACGUGAACAGAUGUCAACUUACCCAAUGUGGGUUCAUCACUGUGUUCUAGUAAUACUGAAAUACACUCUGAGCACCAUCAAGACCAAUUCUGUUGCUGUUAUCUUUCUCUAAAGUUGGCACGGCCAUCUACCUAGAAAAUAUGUAGAGCGACAGGUGCACAUGAAGGCCAAAACAGUUGUAUUGUGUUUGCUUGAAUUUUAAACCCCUACAAAUCACACCAGGAAACUCCAAGAUCGAAUAACACAAAAUGUACCCAUGUAAAGUGAACCUGUAAAUCAUGGCCUCUUAAAUGACCAAUCCUGAGUAGUCUAUAACCAUAGCAUCAAUACCAAGUUACUAUGAAGUGUGUUUAGUUUAGGGUACAUUUAGAACGCACUUGGCCAUGACAGAGAAGCACUUGAUCAUUUCAAACGAUGAUAAAUAUUCUGACUCUAUUUAUUGUCAAUAUUUGUUCUCCCAUUUGUAUGAAUUAUUCCUAGUAUGUAUUCCACAAAACCAUAAGCAGUGGAGUUUGGUCAACUACACUGCUUUGGCUGGGCCUUCAUUUGAUCUCUGUAUUGUAAUCUUUUUUUAAUGUUGUUCGAUUUCAUGGAUGUUGAUUGGCUCAUCCUACCAGCACACUACACAGGGGCGGCUGUGACAGGUUGGAGUAGAGCUCCAUUCCUUCACCAAACAGAAUGUCUGUGUCCUGUUCAUUAAGUCAAAAUGGGAGUGAACGUUUUCAAAAAGGGAACAGAACUGAGCUUCCCUAUUGGAAAAGUGGUACCUUUUCCGUUUGCAAAUAGUUUCUCUAUUUUGGACACUACCGAACAUGAAAUGAGUCUUCAAUAAUUCUGUGCUAAUUCUGUGUCUGACCACUCUAGUGGUCAUUAUUUCACAACAUUGGCAUGUAUUUGUCCUCUCAAGAUGAAAUGUUUAAGUGAAUGAAUUGUAAGUGGUAAGAUCCGUCGUUGCUCUGUUUUUGAAAAUAAAAUGUUUGAUUGGAUGAUUUGAA
Molecule: messenger RNA, 5616 nt
Organism: Oncorhynchus masou masou (cherry salmon)
Lineage: Eukaryota; Metazoa; Chordata; Actinopteri; Salmoniformes; Salmonidae
Product: sodium-dependent multivitamin transporter-like
Exons: 16
Coding region: 714-2624 (636 amino acids)
Biological process (GO): pantothenate transmembrane transport; sodium ion transport; biotin transport
Cellular component (GO): membrane
Molecular function (GO): sodium-dependent multivitamin transmembrane transporter activity
Source: RefSeq, a predicted model, not a curated record